GCAGGCGCGAGAGGGCGGAACCACGGCGGCGUCGACAUGGGGGGGCGCGGAGCCGACGCCGGAAGUAGCGGUGGUACGGGUCCCGCUGAGGGGGACUCAGCGCCGGCUGCGUCCACCCGCGCGGCGGCGAGAGCCGAGGCCCGAGAGGGUGGGCGUGGCGGCCGCCCCGACGCAACACCGUCCCUUCGCUCCUCUCGGCGAGCGGCGCCGCGUCGCUCCCCUCCAGCGGCUGCCAUGAGCGAGCGCCUCCGCCCCCGGAAAAGGAGAAGGAAUGGCAGUGAAGAAGACCACCAUCUUCCCCCCCAGACCAAAAGGAGUAGUAGGAACCCUGUCUUUCACGAUUCCUGGGACACAGAGACAGUACCUGUAAUGAAAAACUGUAAAGAAAACAGACUACUAAGAGGAAACAAAGUGUUCUGUGCGUCUUCAAGCAGUGAUGGUGGUAGCAGUAGCAGCAGCAGCAGCAGCAGCAGCAUCAACAGCCCAGACAGGGCCAGUGGGCCAGAAAGCAGCUUAAACCAGAUGGUCACUGGAUCCAGCCCUACCACGCCCCAGCCCAUGCCCGAGCAGUCUGCACUAUGCCAAGGCCCUUACUUUCACAUCAACCAGACCCUGAAGGAGGCCCACUUCCAUAGCCUGCAGCACCGAGGACGUCCUCCCACAUGAUGCGCUGGCAGUUUCUUGCCUUCUGUGAAGGGACAGCGCUUGUGCAGAUUUGAUAUUUCAACUUACAAUGUUUUAAAAAAUUGCACACAAAAAAAUGCCUGUUGGCUUUUCAGUCUAUAUUUGAAAUAA
Molecule: messenger RNA, 795 nt
Organism: Erinaceus europaeus (western European hedgehog)
Lineage: Eukaryota; Metazoa; Chordata; Mammalia; Eulipotyphla; Erinaceidae
Gene: VCF1
Product: VCP nuclear cofactor family member 1
Exons: 4
Coding region: 37-666 (209 amino acids)
Source: RefSeq, a predicted model, not a curated record